UCGCGCGACAUGAAGCAGCACGUCGAACACCUGCGACGCGUCUUCGAAAUUCUUCGACGGGAACGAUUCUACGUCAAACUGUCCAAGAGCGAAUUCGCCCUGGAAAAGGUCCAAUUUCUAGGACACAUGGUGAGCGCUCAAGGAGUUCACGUCGACCCCAAGAAAAUCGAAGCCGUACGUACGUGGAAGACACCCGAGAACGUGAAGGAGUUGCAGCAGUUCCUAGGCUUCGCUAAUUACUACAACAGGUUCGUGCCACAGUAUGCGAAACUCGCGGCACCACUCACGAAUCUGCUGAAGAAGAACACGCCCUACAAAUGGGAGAUGAAGCACCAGGAAGCCGUGGAGCAGCUGAAACAAGCACUAACAUCCGCACCGGUGCUCAUCUUGCCAGAUCCCGAACGUGACUACGUCAUUGAAGCAGAUGCCAGUGAUCAGGCCGUGGGUGCAGUCUUGAUGCAAGACCAAGGGAAUGGACUGCAACCCAUUGCCUACCUCAGCAAGAAACUGCACGGGGCAGAACUCAACUACCCGAUACACGACAAAGAGGCUCUUGCUAUCAUCAUCGCCUUCAAAGCGUGGAGAUGCUAUCUCGAAGGACGAAGAACAACCGUUUACACCGACCACUGCAGCCUGAAAUAUUUGAAGACACAACCCAACCUUUCCAGGCGGCAGGUCCGGUGGAUCGACUUCCUCGAGACACACUUCCACUACGACAUCGUGUACAAGCCCGGCCACAAGAACAAAGCAGACGCUCUCAGCCGGCCUGCACACGUUGCCGCGAUUCAGAAGAUGUCCAGAAAAUUCGUCACCUCGUAUGAUACAUGUCAGCGGAUGAAGAGCAGCAAGCAGAAAAAGGCGGGACUACUGCAGCCUCUUCCUGUCCCAGAACAACCAUGGCAAGUGGUUAGCCUAGACUUCAUCACUGGGUUACCACCUACCUCCAGCGGACAUGACGCCAUCCUUGUCGUCAUUGACAAGUUCUCCAAAAUGGGACACUUCAUCCCGACACACACGACGGCACGCACCGAGGAGACAGCACAACUCUUUGUUCGCUACAUCAUCUCACAGCAUGGCAUUCCAACAACACUCAUCUCCGACCGAGACCCCAAGUUCACCAGCAAGUUCUGGAAGGAACUCAUGUCUCUGCUCGGCACCAAACUCGCCAUGUCAUCUGCAUACCAUCCGCAGACAGACGGACAGACCGAGCGCCUUAACCAGAUUGUUGAGCAACUCCUCCGAGCAGCCUGCAAGGACGACAUCUCCAAAUGGGACUUGCACCUGCCCGUCCUGGAGUUUGCCUACAACAACGCUACACACGCCGCUACGGGACAGACGCCGUUCUUCCUCUGCUACGGACGCCACCCACUCACACCACAGAAACCGACAACACCAGCAAAAGUCCAACCUGCACACGACUUCAUCACAACCAUGCAUCAGCUUUGGGAUCGGACCCAUAAGCGCCUCCUUGACAUUCAACAGCAACAGAAGCGCCAGGCCGAUCGCCAUCGCAACGACCACACCAUUUCCGUGGGAGACCAGGUGCUUCUCGACACCCGCAACCUGGACAUCAGCCACCUCCCAUCUAAACUUCGACCUCGCUUCUGCGGGCCUUUCCUCGUUGAAGCACAGUUACUACUCGAAGAAUACCACAACGUCCUAUACGCCGGACACUUCGGUAGCAACAAAACGCUGACCGGUAUUGCAAAACACUACUACUGGCCCCACUUGGCAGAGGCUGCUCAGAAAUUUGUCACCUCGUGUGAUACAUGUCAGCGGAUGAAGAGCAGCAAACAGAAAAAGGCGGGACUACUGCAGCCUCUUCUUGUCCCAGAACAGCCAUGGCAAGUGGUUAGCCUGGAAUUCAUCACCGGGUUACCACCUACCACCAGCGAUCAUGACGCAAUCCUUGUCGUCAUCGACAAAUUCUCCAAAAGUGAACACUUCAUCCCGACACACACGACAGCACGCACCGAGGAGACAGCACAACUAUUCGUUCGUUACAUCAUCUCACAGCAUGGCAUUCCAACCACACUUAUCUCUGACCAUGACUCCAAGUUCACCAGCAAGUUCUGGAAGGAACUCCUGUCUCUACUCGGGACCAAACUCGCCAUGUCAUCUGCCUACCAUCCACAGAUAGACGGACAGACCAAGCGCCUCAACCAAAUUGUUGAGAAACUCCUUCGAGCAGCCUGCAAGGACGAGAUUUCCAAAUGGGACUUGCACCUGCCCGUUCUAGAGUUUGCUUACAACAACGCUACACAUGCCGCUACUGGACAGAUGCCGUUCUUCCUCUGCUACGGAGGCCACCCACUCACACCACAAAACCGACAGCAUCAGCUACAACCUCGUGAGGACCCGCUUUUUGGCAUUUAACAUUUCAAGACCCCCCAGCUUUGAUUUC
Molecule: messenger RNA, 2404 nt
Organism: Closterium sp. NIES-67
Lineage: Eukaryota; Viridiplantae; Streptophyta; Zygnematophyceae; Desmidiales; Closteriaceae
Source: the annotation of a GenBank genome assembly